This is a messenger RNA of Strongylus vulgaris, 1602 nucleotides long. The record is from the annotation of a GenBank genome assembly. Lineage: Eukaryota; Metazoa; Nematoda; Chromadorea; Rhabditida; Strongylidae.
UUUGGUUUGAUGCAAUUGCACUGUGUACACAAAUUCACUUUUCUCUAUACACUCUUCUAUCUCCUUGAGCUUCAGGAUGCACCCUCCUGGGACUUUGCCAACUCUGUGUUUUUCACUACGACUAUGCUAACCUCAAUAGGUUACGGCUAUGUGGCGCCAAACACCUUUGGUGGACGAUUAUUUGGAGUUAUCUACUGUCUCAUAGGGAUUCCUCUUACCCUCGUCACAGUUGCAAAUUUGGCGAAGUUCAUCUCUGAGACAGUAUUUCUGGUUCAUUAUGAGUUGUGGAAGUAUUGGUGCAGAUGGAAAGCCAGGCGAAAGGGAGAGGAAUUGGCAAACGAAGAACCAAUGUUUGCAGAGGAUGAGGAUGAGCAGGAAAUUCUAGAUCGAGUGAAACUUGUCAGAUUUCCACCUAUCGUUGUCUUCCUAUUUGUAUUCCUCUAUGGACUUUUUGCCUCUUAUAUCAUUCAAAGGAAGGAAAAAUGGAGUUAUGUGGAGAGCAUGUACUUCACUUUUAUUAGUAUACUUACUGUAGGUUUUGGCGAUUUUCGACCAUCAGCUCACAAUCUUUGGACAACUCUGGCAGUGGUUUUAGGUGGUGUAAUCCUGACCACUAUGUGUAUGGAUGUCGUUGGAAGAAUGUACCUCAAAGAGAUUCACUACCUUGGACGAAAACUAAAGAGCAACAAUCCUUUCUACCUUAUUAGAGAGGCAAAAGCGAGGAUAUACGAUUUUAGGCGACGAAGAGCAGCGAUGGCAUCGCUACUUGCACAAAUGGCAAGAGGAAUGAUAUUCGCACAUAAGGAUUAUAAUGAACUUGCGAGGAAGAAGUCUAAGAAGAAAAGAGCGAAACGAAGAGGAAGCCAUGUCUUACCAAAUGAGAAGUUCAUGUUUGCACGUCUUCCACCAGAUCCGCCUUCUGAUUGUCAGGUGAUCAGCACCUCGGCCUAUUCUGUACGAUUAGCUUGGGCACCAGCUUUCUCCACGGAUACUGACCUCACCUAUAAUAUUCGCUAUCGUCUCAAACACAAUGAAGAUGGUAAAGUUCGUGAGUUGCGUGGCAUAAGGGGAAAUACCGUUGAGAUUAUGAGUGUGGACUCGUGCUCACUCUACGAAUUUCGUAUCACAGCUGUUAGUAAAUAUGGCGAAAGUAAACCUAUCUAUCUUGUGCAAUACACUGAACCUCAACUGAGCCCUCAGCAUAUAUUAGCAACAAAACUCCAUGCGAACACAAUAGAACUUACAUGGGAGCCUCCAUUUAAGAGGACACAUGACGUAAAGAACUAUAUCGUCUACUUCACAGAGAAUCCUAGUGCAUCGCUUUCGGAAUGGGAUAAAAUCCCUGUAAAUGGUCGACGGGUAGUAUUUCCUGAUCUCCGCUACGAUUGGUUCUACAUGUUCAGCGCCACGGCAGUUUUCAAAGACGGGCAACGUUCGCCUCUCUCAAGAGCUCUCUUCAUCAAAACGGAUAAGUUGGAGUUCCACAAGCAAUGUGUUGGCCAAUCGCGUACAAUCGAAGUGAUGGAUUCGAUAUGUGAUCGAAUUGAAGAGAGUGAGACAACCGCCUUACUCAAACGUGACUAUGCCUCUUUUGCUGUGUGA